Chenopodium quinoa (quinoa) is the source of this 2580-nucleotide messenger RNA. RefSeq names its product 65-kDa microtubule-associated protein 5-like. Bases 375 to 2057 code for a protein of 560 amino acids. NCBI's taxonomy places the organism in Eukaryota, Viridiplantae, Streptophyta, Magnoliopsida, Caryophyllales, Amaranthaceae. The record is from RefSeq and is a predicted model, not a curated record. Gene Ontology annotation, molecular function: microtubule binding. The transcript has 11 exons. Gene Ontology annotation, cellular component: spindle; cytoplasm. Gene Ontology annotation, biological process: microtubule cytoskeleton organization.
GACUGAAAGUAAAUGCCGUAGCACAAAAAGUACUCCGUAUCCGUAAUGCAAUGAUACUCCAAAUAAAAUUUUAAAUUUUUUUAAAAACACUUCACAUUCAUUACAAAUUCGCGCCAAACAACUAAACCUUCCUUUUUUCCCCUUUCUUACACAAAAUAAAAUCAAACAAAUCCCUAAAAAUCAAACAAAAUUCCCAUUUUUAUUACAAAAAUCAUCAAAUCCUUCAAAAUCAAACUCUCUGAAAUUCUACUUUGCAACGCUUGUUUCAAUUUUUUUUUGGUUUUCUCUCUCCUCAAAAAUUUCCCAAUUUCUAGGGUUUUGUGUAAAAUUAUUGGGGGUUUCACCAUUGAUUCUCUUCACUUUAAUCAUACGAUAUGAGAGCGGCUUCUUCUCAGUCUCAGACUACUUGUGGUACUCUACUCCAAGAACUGCAGAAAAUAUGGGAUGAAAUUGGGGAGAAUGAUAGUGAAAGAGACAGGAUGCUUUUAGAACUUGAGCAAGAAUGCCUUGACAUUUACCGAAGGAAGGUGGAGAAUACAAGGAAGUACAAAUCUGAUCUUUAUCAAACACUCGCUGAGGGUGAAGCUGAAAUUGCUAGACUAAUGUCAACACUGGGAGAGAGGGCCUCUUUUACGCGGGCAAAGGGCACUCUCAGAGAGCAGCUAUCUUCUGUAAAACCUAACUUAGACGAUUUGAGAUUAAAGAAACUGCAAAGAGUAAAAGAAUUCUCUGACAUCGAGUCCCAGAUAAUCCGCAUUUGUGCUGAGAUAGCUGGGAAUGAUCAGUUUAUAAAUAAUGCUGAACCUCAAGUGGAUGAACAAGACUUAACAGUACAAAGGCUGGCUGAACGUAAAUCACAUCUUGAAGAGCUUCAGAAUGAGAAGGCUCUCCGUUUGCAGAAAGUUAAUAGUCACAUAAGUGCUAUUCAUGAGCUAUCAGUCGUAAUGUCUCUUGACUUUAGAUCAACGGUAGAUGAGGUCCACCCUUCUUUGGUUGAUCAUGGAUAUGGCCACUUGAAGAGCAUAAGUAAUGAUACUCUUGCUAAGCUGACUGGUGUUGUGAAUUCUUUAAAGCAAGAAAAGCAGCGACGGUUGCAAAAGAUUCAAGAUUUGGGUAGUGCUCUUAUGGAGUUGUGGAGUCUCUUGGACACCCCAACUAUCGAGCAGAAAAAGUUUGAGAAUCUCACAUCCUUAAUUUCUUCGUCUGUUGACGAGGUUUCCAGAUCUGGCUCACUUUCACUGGAUGUCAUUGAGCGGACUGAAAUUGAAGUUGAGCAGUUGAAUACUCUUAAAGCCAGCAAGAUGAGAGAGCUAGUGUUGAAGAGGCAAACUGAAUUAGAAGAAAUAUAUAGAGGGGUUCAUGUGGAUGUAGACAGUGAUGCAGCAAGGAAAAUGCUGACCAAUCUCAUAGAUUCUGGCAAAGUAGAUAUGUCUGAGAUGCUCUUUCGUAUGGAUGAUCAAAUAAGACAAGCUAAAGAAGAAGCUCAGAGCAGAAAGGAUAUACUAGAUAGAGUUGAGAAGUGGAAGCAUGCUUCAGAGGAAGAAAUCUGGCUAGAUGGAUAUGAAAAGGAUGAUAAUAGAUACUGUGCUGGUAGAGGAGGACAUAAAAAUUUGAAAAGGGCAGAAAAGGCAAGGACUCUAGUCGGCAAAAUUCCAUCUCUUGUUGAGAGUUUAAUAACGAAAGUUAAAGCUUGGGAGGUAGAGAAAGGAAUGACAUUCCUUUAUGAUAAGGAACCGUUGUUACAUCAAUUAGAAGAAUACACCUUACAGCGUCAGCAGAGGGAAGAGGAGAAACGUAGAACUCGGGAGCAGAAAAAGUUGCAAGAACAGCUUGCUACAGAAAAAGAAGCGCUCUAUGGUUCAAAGCCUAGUAAAAAGCCUUUGGGUCAGAGCACCAAUAAUAAUACCAUGGUCGGAACUCCCAAUACUCGUAGGAUAGGAACUCCUUCAGGGCGUCUUGGGAUCUCGGGUAGUAAAGAGCGCAGAGAUAGCGCAAGAGUUAUACCAGUGAACUUUGUAGCACUCGCCAAGGAUGAUCCUGUGUCUCGUGGUAUCUGACCCUGAUGCAUUUUGGUUUGAUGGCCUUAAUAUGGUUGAGAAAGAGGACUUUCAGGAUGAAAUGAUGCUGAAGUAGUUCUUCGUAGCGUACACACCAAUAGUUUAGGAGGGUCAUUCAUGUCUGAAUCUGUCAAAAUUGAUAUUUCUGGAGGGUGCAUAUUUUCUGAAAUUAGUUACUAGUAUCUGUUAAAAGCUUGAAUCUGUUAAUAUAGGGCGAAUUUGGAGAACUGCAUAUUUUCUGAAACUAGUUACUGAUAUGUUUUAAAUUGCCCAACUUCUUAACAAGUAAUUAAUUGUCUUGUAAGAAUUCCUUCUUUGAUUUGAGCAAGUCUUUGAAGUUUGAACCCUCAUGUUACUGUUACAAUGUUUAUAGGACAAUACAUAGCAUGAUUAGUUGAUUACAAUGUCAAUUGUCAAAAAAAAUUGAUUUCAAUGUUUAUAGGUGGUAUGAAAGUACCAAGGAUUUAUGUUACUUUUACAGCUCAUGUUAUGGUUUACACAUUGGGCAAAUAAGAGAAAAAAU